Messenger RNA from Mercurialis annua (annual mercury), 1800 nucleotides. Its product is annotated as plant UBX domain-containing protein 10. Gene Ontology annotation, molecular function: ubiquitin binding. The record is from RefSeq and is a predicted model, not a curated record. Gene Ontology annotation, cellular component: endoplasmic reticulum. The transcript is spliced from 4 exons. Bases 166 to 1575 code for a protein of 469 amino acids. Lineage: Eukaryota; Viridiplantae; Streptophyta; Magnoliopsida; Malpighiales; Euphorbiaceae.
UCAAUCUCUCAUCUGCGUCCAUAGAACGAUUGAUAAACCCCGAAACGAAAAAGUCGCCAUUUGAAAUUUUUUUGGUUUAUUUCCGUCCCAAUCAGAACCAAAAUUGAAAGCGCAUAGUCAAAAAUUCCAAGUUCGCAGUCGAAACAAAACCCUAAUCGUAUUAAUAUGGUUGAUGUAGCUGAUAAAUUAGCCUAUUUCCAAGCGAUCACAGGUCUUGAAGAUGCCGAUUUAUGCAACGACAUCCUCCAAGCUCAUGGCUGGGACCUUGAACUCGCGAUCUCAUCUUUCACCUCCAAUAACAACGCCGACACCACUUCCACCACUACAAUUAUCCAAAACGACGUAGUUUCCUCCACCACCGACACCGGAACAUCCGCCUCACAGCCUUCCACUCGCGACGCACCAGUUGCCGCCGCUGCCGCUCCUGGUCUAGCCUGGAAACUAAUCACUCUGCCUAUUUCGGUGAUCUCCGGAAGUCUAGGGUUAUUAUCAGGUGCUAUCGGCUUAGGACUAUGGGCAACAGGCGGCGUUUUAUCGUAUUCGUUAGGUAUGGUCGGAUUAGGACCAAAUGCAAGUAGAAAUGCUGAAUCCUCCUCUUUAGUAACGCUGUCGGCUGCCGCCAGAGAGGCGAUUGAUUUCGUAUCGGCUUUUGAUAGGGAGUAUGGUGCUUCUGGAAGACCUAAUUUUGUAACGGAAGGGUUUAUGGAUGCUUUACAGAGAUCGAGAAAUGCCUACAAGUUGUUGUUUGUGUACUUGCAUUCUCCGGAUCAUCCUGAUACGCCGUCGUUCUGUGAGAGGACGUUGUGUUCGGAGAUGUUGAGUGAGUUUGUGAAUGAGAAUUUUGUGGCUUGGGGUGGGAGUAUUAGGGCUACUGAAGGUUUUAAAAUGAGUAAUAGUUUAAAAGCUUCUAGAUAUCCUUUUGUUGCUCUUGUCAUGCCUGCUACUAAUCAAAGGAUCGCCCUGCUUCAGCAGGUCGAGGGUCCAAAAUCCCCUGAAGAAAUGCUCACUAUACUUCAGAGAGUGCUUGAAGAAAGUUCUCCGGUGCUUGUUUCUGCAAGACUUGAAGCAGAAGAAAGGAGAACCAACAUGCGUUUGAGGGAGGAACAAGAUGCUGCUUACAGAGCAGCACUUGAGGCAGAUCAAGCUAGAGAACGUCAAAGGAAAGAGGAGCAAGAACGUCUGGAGAGGGAAGCUGCUGAAGCAGAGAGGAAGCGAAAAGAGGAAGAAGAGGCCCGCGAAAGAGAAGCACGUGAAGCUGCAGAAAAAGAGGCUGUUCUGGCUAGAAUGCGCGAGGAGAAAGCCUUAUCACUUGGCGCUGAACCUGAAAAAGGACCCGGUAUCACACAGGUUUUGGUACGGUUCCCAAGUGGAGAACGCAAAGAAAGAAGGUUCCACUGCACUGCCACUAUCAAGACUCUAUAUGACUAUGUUGAUUCGUUGGGUUUCUUAGAGGUUGACUCAUACAGCCUCGUCUCAAACUUUCCGCGGUCAGUAUAUGGCUCAGAGAAACUCUCUUUGUCCUUGAAAGAAGCAGGAUUGCAUCCUCAGGCCAGCCUUUUUGUGGAGCUGAACUAGGGAAGUGUAAUGCCAAGUAGUGAUUAGUUGAUGUUUGAGCUUUUGAUUAGUGAUGAUAGUCAGACAAGAUAGCUCUCUCUUAUCUUGAAUGUUUCAUUUUUCCAUCAAUGUUGGUAAAUCAAUGAAAAGAAAAUGGAGCAGCAAAAGAUGGACAAAAGUGGUUGGAAUAAUGUUUGUAACUUUGCACAUAUGUCAAUUGGUGAAAUGGUAUUAUUAGCUGAGCCA